Messenger RNA from Erinaceus europaeus (western European hedgehog), 877 nucleotides. RefSeq names its product lysophospholipase D GDPD1-like. Gene Ontology annotation, cellular component: endoplasmic reticulum membrane. Bases 1 to 834 code for a protein of 277 amino acids. Gene Ontology annotation, biological process: N-acylethanolamine metabolic process; glycerophospholipid catabolic process. The record is from RefSeq and is a predicted model, not a curated record. Gene Ontology annotation, molecular function: phosphoric diester hydrolase activity; phosphatidylcholine lysophospholipase A1 activity. The transcript is spliced from 2 exons. Lineage: Eukaryota; Metazoa; Chordata; Mammalia; Eulipotyphla; Erinaceidae.
AUGUUGAAUGUUAACUUCAAUGUUUUCACAGGACCUGGAGAGAAUUUGGAAAAUACAGUGGCAGCUUCUCAGUAUGCAGUUUCACUUGGAACUGACGUGUUGGAAUUGCACGGCCAUAUCAUAAAAGAUGAACAAGUUGUAGUGUCACAUGAUGAGAAUCUGAAGAGAUCUACUGGAGUCAAUAUAAAUAUCACUGAUCUCAAGUACCACGAACUUCCACCUUACCUUGAUAAACUGGACGUCACGUUUCAAAGAGCAUACCAUUGUGAAGGAACAGAUAACCGAAUACCAUUGCUGAAGGAAGUUUUUGAGGCCUUUCCUAACACUCCCAUUAACAAAGUCAACAACAAUGUGCUGAUUAAGAAGGUUUCAGAGUUGGUAAAGCAGUACAGACUAGAGCACAUAACGAUAUGGGAUAAUUCCAGUUAUAAGAUUGCAGAAAAGUGCUACAAAGAGAAUUCAGAUAUUCCUAUACUAUUCAGUCUGCAACGUGUUCUACUCAUUCUUGGCCUGUUCUUCACUGGCCUUUUGCCCUUUGUGCCCAUUCGAGAACAGUUUUUUGAAAUUCCAAUGCCUGCUAUCAUAUUGAAGUUAAAAGAACCACAUAUCAUGUCCAGAAGUCAAAAGUUUCUUGUCUGGCUUUCUGAUACCUUACUAAUGAAAAAAGCUUUAUUUGACCUCCUUACUGCCAGGGGCAUCCAAGUGUAUAUUUGGGUACUAAAUGAAGAACAAGAAUACAAAAGAGCUUUUGAUUUGGGAGCCACUGGUGUGAUGACAGAUAAUUCAAUAAAACUUAAUAAUUUAUUUAUUUAUUUUUUAUUUAAGAAAGGAUAAAUUAACAAAACCAUAGGGUAGGAGGGGUACAAUUCCACACAAU